This is a messenger RNA of Danaus chrysippus (African queen), 1053 nucleotides long. NCBI's taxonomy places the organism in Eukaryota, Metazoa, Arthropoda, Insecta, Lepidoptera, Nymphalidae. The record is from the annotation of a GenBank genome assembly.
AUGCCAGUACCGGGCUAUCCUCCGCCGCCCCCGCCAAUGUUUCCGAUGCCAGCUCCUAUGCCCGUGAUGUGUCCUUUGCCCUUUGCGAUUGGUAUAUCUGACGGUUCUGGGAAUCAAGAUUCUACUACUACAACAACCACUACCACGAGUAAGCCCGACGUGGCCGUGGCUAUACCUCUACCGAUACCUGUUCCGAUGCCAGUACCUGCGGUGCCAGCAAUGCCAGCGAUGCCACCAGUGCCACCGAUGCCAUCAUACCCUCCCCCGCCGUAUUGCCAACGACCACCUCCCAGACCGAGAAGUUGUCCGCCCUGUCCACCGUGCACGUGUAAGCCGGCGUGUACACCGUCAUUCUAUGCAUACUGUUCUCCGUGCCAUAUGAAAUGUAGAUGCAAAAGUGUAGAAGACGCUCCUCGUCCAAUACCACCAAGAGAAUUACCAAUAGGACCUCCGUAUGCGGUUCAGUUGCCACAAAUUAUCCAGCAACCGCCUGUUGUUCUAGUUCCUUUUCCUCCAAUUCCUCCGCGGGUGUUGCCUCCACGACGCAGACAGAAAAAGAGACGACCGAUAUAUUCAUCCUGCUCCGAGGAAUCAAGUGAAACGAGCAGUAGUUCUGAAUUAGAUUAUUUAAGACGAAAGAAAAGCAAACGAGUAAGAAUGUUGAAACGCAACCCACGCAGUUCAGAGGGUGAAAACGAACUGGUUAAACCGAUGUUGAGUUAUAUUUCAGAAAACGGUGAUAUUAAGUUUGAAACUAAAAUAAGUAACAACGAUGUCGAGGAUCUGCUUGGAGCGGGGAAUGACAACCGAGCAGAGAGGAGAUACCAGACCGUUCAGGUGGUGACGAGAGAAGAUGAAUCACACAGACCUCAACUGGUUGUAAUCUCCAAGGAGGACCGAAAUGAGAAGACUGGACGGACGAGAAACAAACAAGUUCUUUUAAGAAACGGAAUCUCUAAUCAUGUGCUAGAAGACGGCAGAAAACAACUGAUAUUCCGACCACCGAAUGACAAAAGAAUAAGUAACUUAUCCGUGUCAUUUCAAAUAGUAUAG